AUGUCCUGGAUGGAGCAUGGGGAAGCAGAACCACUCCACAACGAAGCUGUCACUCUAGCCUUUCUCUCUAUUAACGAGACCACGAAGGCUACCAUAGUCACGAGACUGGAUCCAGGAACGAUUGAGAACACUGGUUUGCGGAGAAUCCCAGACGAUGCUUUUACCAGCAACCCACGUCUGAAAAGGAUUUAUUUGGAGCGGAACCAAAUAGAAGUGAUGCCUUGGAGCUCAGUGACGGGCACCUCUCUUGUUCGUCUACAUCUAAAAGAGAACCCCUUGGCAUGUAACUGCAGCAGUAAAUGGCUGCAAAGACUGUCUCUGAAUGCACUGUCGGGUUCUUCAGGGCCGAGUGUGGACGCAGUUACGUGUAGCCAUGACAACGGACUCGCCAGGCUUUCCGAUGUCGUUAUAGAGAACUGUGAAAAACCAUCUUUGUCUAUUGGGUACAAUGGCUCUACCUUUUUGGACAUGACUUUGGAAGUGCCCGUUCCAGAGGGUGGUAACGUGAGCAUAGACUGUAGAUGGAAGGAUGGUCUCCCGAAGGCCUCUCCUCGAUGGAACACCGAUGGGUUGGCCUCCGAUUACGCUGUUAUCCUGUCAGAAGAUGGAAGUAGCCAACGCCUCACUCUCUCCAAUGUUCACCGUUAUGAUAUGGGGGCGAUCCAUUGUGAAGCCCGCAAUGUGGCGGGCGGUUCUCGUAUCUCAUUCACACUGCUUGUGCUUUCUAGACCGAGGAUUUUGGCGUUUCAGUACGACGAAAAUGCCAUGUUUGAAACGAUACGGUAUCAGAUUAGCGCAUAUCCUCCUCCCAGAUUGACGUGGUUCAAGGACGACGUCGAAAUGAAACCUUUAGGUCCUCCGCAAUACAACAAUGUAACGCAAGAUAUCACUGUGGCAUUCGAAAUGCCGGGGGACUGUUUAAACAUCUUCAAUACACGGAGCCUGGGUCUGACGCACGGACACUUGUUGCUGAAAACGGAAUCCGCCCAGAUUACAGGCUUGUACACCAUGCAAGCCUCAAACUCCUAUGGCACACACAAUGCUAGUAAAAAGGUGUUUUUCUACAAGACGAACGCAACUGGUGGAUCAGGUCCUCCAAACCCUAAUUCUAGUAGACCACACGGUGGACAGAAACCCUUAGUGCCGGCCAAUAAGACACGCCCUCAGCAGCCUCCCAAGAAACCCGAAGAGAAAACGGAGAACGUUUCUGCCGCGGACAAGAACAACAAUCUGGUGUACGUGGCCAUUGCAGUGAUACUUGGUGUCGUCCUGACAGUCGUACUUAUUGCAGUGCUCAUGGUCCGUCGGUACAACAAGCGCUUGACCAGCGACCAAGCCGAUUUCGGCAUGGCGCUCAGCUCUAACGGCUCCCGGCGACCACUGGUCAAGACCAGCAACGCAGGCUUUGUUCUCUCCAGGAACAGGUCUAUCAUCGCAAGGGAAACAAUGCCACUCAAAGCCGAAAACAUCAUAGAAAAUCCCAAUUAUUUCCAAAAAAACAAACCCGGAUCAAAAGUUUCUGGCGUUAAUUAUAUCAGAAAAAGUAACAUCCGGUUUAUCCGUGAACUUGCGGAAGGUGCUUUUGGCCGUGUGUACCUUGGAGUCUGUGAACACCUGACCGAAGAAGACGACUCCACCGUGGUGGCCAUUAAAGCUCUGAAAGACAGCGAGAGCGAGGACACGAAACGAGACUUUGAGCGAGAAGCGGAACUCCUUACAAACCUGCAGCAUGAAAACAUCGUCACUUUUUACGGUGUAUGCGCGGAAGACAACCUUUUGAUUAUGAUAUUCGAGUACAUGGAAAGCGGGGAUCUGAACAACUUUUUGAGGCGAAAUGGUCCCGACGCAGCCUUUCUUUGCAAAGGUCAUAUAAACAUAGAGCAGUUGACAAUACCCCAGUUACUUCACAUCGCCCUGCAGAUUUCCAUCGGUAUGGAGUACCUGGCUUCUCAGCACUUCGUCCACAGAGAUCUGGCCACGCGGAACUGCUUGGUUGGAGACAAACUCAAAGUGAAGAUCGGCGACUUUGGCAUGUUACGGGAUGUGUAUAGCACGGAUUACUACAGGGUUGGUGGCAGUACGAUGUUACCUGUGAGAUGGAUGCCUCCGGAGAGCGUCAUGUACCGGAAGUUCACUGUCGAGUCGGACGCGUGGAGUUUCGGUGUCGUAAUGUGGGAAAUUUUCACUUACGGCAAACAACCCUGGUACGAGCUAUCCAAUCACGAGGUAUUGCAGCACAUCCAGAACGGCAACCUGUUGGAAUGCCCCCGCUACUGCCCCGAGGAAGCUUACGCUAUUAUGCUUGACUGUUGGAAGCGACAGCCUCAAGACCGGCUUACCAUGAAAGAGAUUCGUCUUAAACUGGAUAAGAUGUGCUUAUCUGAGCCUACCUACCUGGAUCUGAUAGCCUGA
Molecule: messenger RNA, 2412 nt
Organism: Liolophura sinensis
Lineage: Eukaryota; Metazoa; Mollusca; Polyplacophora; Chitonida; Chitonidae
Product: NT-3 growth factor receptor-like
Exons: 12
Coding region: 1-2412 (803 amino acids)
Biological process (GO): positive regulation of neuron projection development; multicellular organism development; positive regulation of kinase activity
Cellular component (GO): axon; signaling receptor complex; plasma membrane
Molecular function (GO): neurotrophin binding; transmembrane receptor protein tyrosine kinase activity; neurotrophin receptor activity
Source: RefSeq, a predicted model, not a curated record